UUGCGCCCAGCGGUAGUGCGCAGGCGCAGUCAUCCUGGGCCGAGCUAGAGCUACACGCUGGCGAGUGAGAGGCCGGUGGAGGCACCGAGAGCCCGAGUCCCGGAGCGACAAAGACAGCUCGACACAGUUGCACCAUGGAGGCCAUCGCCAAGUACGACUUCAAGGCCACGGCCGACGAUGAGCUGAGUUUUAAGCGGGAGGAUAUCCUGAAGGUUUUAAACGAGGAGUGUGAUCAGAACUGGUACAAAGCUGAGCUGAAUGGAAAAGAUGGCUUCAUCCCCAAGAACUACAUCGAAAUGAAACCACACCCAUGGUUCUUCGGGAAAAUCUCCAGAGCAAAGGCAGAGGAGCUGCUUAGCAAACAGAGGCAUGAUGGAGCCUUCCUCAUACGGGAAAGUGAAAGUGCUCCUGGAGACUUCUCACUCUCAGUCAAGUUUGGGAAUGAUGUGCAACAUUUUAAAGUACUGCGUGAUGGUGCAGGGAAGUACUUUCUGUGGGUAGUAAAAUUUAACUCUCUGAAUGAACUGGUGGACUAUCACAGAUCCACGUCCGUGUCACGAAACCAACAGAUCUUCCUGCGUGACAUUGAGCAGGUCCCACAGCAACCCACGUACGUGCAAGCGCUCUUCGACUUUGACCCCCAGGAGGAAGGUGAACUCGGAUUCCGCCGUGGCGACUUCAUCCAGGUUCUUGACAAUUCAGACCCCAACUGGUGGAAGGGCAGUUGCCACGGGCAGUCGGGCAUGUUCCCCCGCAAUUACGUCACUCCAGUCAACAGGAACAUCUGAUGGACAGCAGUGCUGAUACCUGAAAGCAGUUGCGGCUCCCCUGUGAACUUCACAGUCUGUAUGGAACUUCAAACUAAAGCGCCAAAAUCAAUUCUAUGGGAGGGGGAACAGAAAAUCUGAGCAGUUUCACCACUAGGUUCUGCAGCUGCUUCUCCCACCCCAUCCCCUCCUUUUCUCUCCCCCUGUCAGUCUGUGCAUGGGUUAUAAUUCCAUUACUUUUAUCAUGUUGUAGAAUUUAAAUGAUUUUUUUUCUAUGCAAAUAUUGGAUAAUCUUAUCAGAGAUGUAACACAGACUAGAGAUUAGUAACAGUCCUUGCCUUGGGUCUUUUUAAAAGGAAAAAAAAAUCAUUCUCAGCCUUGUGCAUUUCAGACACAGAAUUCCUGCUUUAAUUUUCUCCUCUUGUUUUUGUAUAAAUUAUGGUAAUUUAGCUUGUCCUUGGAAAUAAACCUAAAGUUUCCUUUAGCAGCUAGCAGCUAUAGGAAUCAUGUAUAAAUUGUCAAGAUGAUUUGUAAUUUUAGAAUAACUUGAGGGCUUUUAUCAACAGCAUGUUAUAGGAGCUUAUACAGGAGGUUGGGCUUCUUAUGGUCUAAAAGGUGUGUGGCUGAGCACUUUCUGAAUCCUGUCUUCAUAGUGCCUUUUAAUUUUCUUUUUUUUUUGUUGUUGAAUAUACCAACACAGACCCUGGCUGAUAACUUAUUUCCAGUUCACCUUGAUAGGUGUGAGCUGUGGUUAGUUCAGAGAUGAUGGGCAUUUACACUGAGGAGCUGCUGAACUUCUAUCCCAUGACUGGGUGAUGGGGUUUGAAUGUGAGAUUGGACAAGGCAAAUCCAGAGCCUGGUUUUUGUAUUCUGUGCCCAUUCGCUGCAAAACAGCCCUCUGUCCCUUUCACUUUCCACUGCAAGUUGGGGCUCUGAUCGAAUGACAGAGCAGCUCUGGAUUAACUCUGUUGCAUUUAUAUGUUAGGGAUGUGCUGGUGAAUCAAACCCUUGGUAACAUUGAAAGGGAUGUGUAACUGCAUGAAGGCGGUAGAUUAAUCCACAAUGGGGGUGGUUCCUCGGCCUCUCAUGGCAGUGAAUUCCUGGUGUGUGGCCCCUGUGGCCAUAUUCACUACGCUGAGACGUGGGGGUUAAGUACUUUUCAUUAUCAGUCACAUUCUAGCUGGUUUUUACACUCGGUCCAGCUGAUCCCUCCAGCCAGAUUUGUAUUUAUAUAAAGCAGCAUUGUAAUACUGAGGGAACUGUGCACCGUUUCACCCCGCAUACCUUGGACAAUGGGAGUUUGAUUUUUAUUUUGAACUGAACACAUUAUUUGAUGACAUAACUGAGAUAUUCUAAUCCUUAGUGAACUCUCUUUAAAGCCAUCUUGAUGCUUUUACUAAAUUUUCCUCCUCCUUUGUUUCUGUCGCAACUGAGCACUGUAAUAAUUAAUCCAUUUCUUGGGCUUUUUUACUUUAAGCAAAAGUGGGCACAUGACUCUCUGACUGGUCAAGAAGAUUAGUUGGAACUGAACCAAGUUAUUGCUGUUCAGACCUGGUCGGUUGCUGUAGUUCUUGUGCUUGGUGACCCCAGCCCAGUUUCACUUUGCCAAAACCGUGAUCUUUGAGCCUGGUAUUUUGGGGUGUCUUGGCCUUCUGCAGGAUUCGCUUCCCACUGACUCAAUAGUGAGGUGCUGAAGCAUGACCAUGCCAGUGACACCAGGUUCAGAGUGCCAUCGACAAUCCAGUGUCUGAUUCUGGCAGCCACACAGUUGCCAGCUUGGCUAAAGCCUGGCAGUAAAGGAGUAUCUUGCAUUGGUGGGGUGGGGGUGAUGGACAAGCCAAAUGGGCACAUUCACCCUUAGACAUGUCACAGCCAAAUACCUGUGUUGGUAAUGGGAACACAUGCGGAGCUGGUGUCAUGCUUUCAACAUAAAGAGAAUGUGUAAGAAAUUUGGAUAGGAAAAUUAGGAGUGUAGGAUAGAUCGGUACCAGAAUUUACCAGCCUAGGGUAAGAGGAAUAUCCAGAGUUGUGACACAGUACAAGUCUGGAGCCCCUACUCUCAGCAUCUGCUACAAAUAAGGAAAAAGGUAGAAGUUAGUACCUGCAGGGUACUGUUAUGGCUCUUCAACCCAUCCAGAUAGUAUUCCUAAUGGUAAAUGCAUCUCCACACUGAUGCAAGGUAAUGAUUGGUACCUGAAUGUUCCCAGGCAUCAAUUGAGAAGACUAAGAAUGGAGACCAAUUCCUCAGACCCUUCUGCAGAUGGUUGAAGAGCAGAUUGGAGCAAAGUUCCUAGACCUAAGUGGGCAACAGAAUUCACCAAAGGCAGCAAGACGUAGGGGAGGGGUGGGUGGUAAUCCUCAGUCAACAGAGGCCUGGAUGCACAUUGAGACUGGCCCCAAAGCAGGAUGGGUGGUAAUUAAAGCCAGCUUCCGAUCCGUGUCCUGGUAAUAAUAUGAAUUGGGUUCCUGUAUAGUUAACUGUUGUGCACUGUUGCUCAUCACCCCCCACCCCAUCUCCUUUUGCCAUGCCUGUAAGCAAUGUCAUACAUUGAUUUUAAAAUGUAUGUAAUGAAUUGCAGAUUCUGUUUAUUGCUGUUUGACUUCUGUUCAAUGUUGCUGAAUGCCCAGCUAGAAACACCAGGUAUGUACUAUUACAUGAGCAAGGAAGCACCUGGCUGGGCACCAGUACAGUCCAGUCUCUUGCAUGUGCUCCUAAAGAUGGUCAGCAUAUUACUUGUUCUUUAGGGGAGAGCUGAGGUGAUUGAAUGACCAACAGCUUGAUAGUGAUUGCUGUACCAUUCAGCAGGGAAUUGGGAGUGGACAUGAGACCGCAUAGAGUUCUUAAACAUAAUGUGUAGAAGCACAUACAACAAUUAGCAUUGUUUUUAUUGGUCGAGUCUCAGUAGCGGUGAGUAGGACUGGAACCACUGGUCAAAUCCUGGGUAGUUCAAUCAGAGCUCGUGUUGUCACUUCUGGGAGUUGGGUUUAGAUUUGUCCUGAACUCACCCUGAAAGAAUGUAAUGUUGUAACAGACUUUGGGAAAUGUGACUCAACACAGAAAACUAUCCAGUACACACAUUUAGAUCCUCACUGGAGGAUGCCUGGUAUGGGAACACCGUGCAUCUCAGUGCUGCACCUGGUGCAGUUAUCUGUAAGUGACUAAUGCCAGCACUAUGUCUUAAAUAGCAAGUGUUCUGUUCCCCAGCCUGUAACUUUAAAUAUGUUCUACCAAGCAUUCUAACCAGUGGUGAAAAUGCAACCAUUGAUGUUAUACAGAGGCCUGUGCAUGUGAAUAUUUAUUUUUAUAGCUGCAUAUGCUCUGUGCAAGACAGCAUUUAACACUCUGACUGGGCUUGGUUAGCAGAGUCUGGUACAAAUAUCCUAUUCCUGGCAUGGAGAAGGGAAAUUGCUCAUCACUUCAAUAUUGCAUAAAGCACUUUGUGUGAACUUAACUCUUCCCCUCAAAUAUCUUCAAUCACCAGCAAAUUGGCUGUAUUCCCUGCUGUGACACUUGUACCCACCACUACUGUAGCCCAGUGUUAUACAGUGACACUUGUACCCAACACCAAUGUAGCCCAGUAUUACAGUGGUAGAUCUGCAUGCACCAGUACUGUACCCCAGUGUUAUAGUGACGGACCUGCACCUACCAGUACUGUAUCCGUGUUUUUGUGACAGACCUGUACCCACCAGUACUGUAACCCAGUGUUAUACAGUGAUGGACCUGUACCCAUCAGUACUGUACCCAUGUUAUACAGUGGCAGACCUGCAUGCACCAGUAAUGCUUCCAUCAGUACUGUGCCCUAGACAGAUUCUCCCCACAUUUGGCAAGAUACUCUAAUUUUAUUGCUUGCUGCUUUCACAGUUUGAGGGGUGGGAAGAAAAAUUCUGGUUACACUGGUUGGAGAGCAGUACACACGCACAGUCCACGGAUUGCAGCACCGAGUUUGCGCACUGAGAAUUGUGUGUGAGAAGGAGGGAUGAAAAUUUGGAGCUAAUUCUACCGACUAGUCAGAUCUGAUCAACGACUGUUGAGUCCAGCUGUAUUUUGGAGUCAGGGUGUGGGCAGUACUAGGUUUAACAUUUUGAUCUGAAAUGGUGUUUUGGUUCUUUGAGUCCAGUUAUUUUUUUGUUUAAGUUCUGCCUUACGCAGUGAAAAUGCUAAGAAAUGAUAAGAUGAGCGAGUUUGAGCUUUCCUCUGCACGCUGUCACCUAAACUAUUGAACUGUGUGAAAGAGCGUUUGGCAACUGGACCAUUUGAUUGUUUACGUUUUUGAAUUGAUGUAUAUCAUAAGCCUUGCAGACAUUUCAUGUAUAUAUUAAAAAAAAUCAAUGUUAAAAUGGAAAGGCCUGUGUACUUAUCCCUUGAUUUUCAAUGCAUUUGGUAGGUAGAAAUUAACUGUGAAUAAUAAAAUGCUGUGUAUUCUU
This is a messenger RNA of Carcharodon carcharias (great white shark), 5192 nucleotides long. RefSeq names its product growth factor receptor-bound protein 2. NCBI's taxonomy places the organism in Eukaryota, Metazoa, Chordata, Chondrichthyes, Lamniformes, Lamnidae. The transcript is spliced from 5 exons. The record is from RefSeq and is a predicted model, not a curated record. Gene Ontology annotation, molecular function: protein binding. The coding region runs from base 135 to 788 and encodes 217 amino acids.